This is a messenger RNA of Trematomus bernacchii (emerald rockcod), 1369 nucleotides long. It is a transcript of the gene styx, whose product is annotated as serine/threonine/tyrosine interacting protein. Gene Ontology annotation, cellular component: cytoplasm; nucleoplasm. Gene Ontology annotation, molecular function: F-box domain binding; protein tyrosine/serine/threonine phosphatase activity. The record is from RefSeq and is a predicted model, not a curated record. Bases 191 to 877 code for a protein of 228 amino acids. The transcript has 11 exons. NCBI's taxonomy places the organism in Eukaryota, Metazoa, Chordata, Actinopteri, Perciformes, Nototheniidae. Gene Ontology annotation, biological process: protein dephosphorylation; negative regulation of protein binding; negative regulation of SCF-dependent proteasomal ubiquitin-dependent catabolic process.
CUUCCUUCUUCCUACGAGCCCAGUUUGCCAUCUGCUGAGCGAUCACGUGACACAUCUGUCAGGGGACAGCAUGGCGGACAUGCAUGUGGAGCUUCAAAACAAAUUGCACCGACUGUCCAGCUAACCCAGCCGCGAGAAACAUCCAUACCGCGCGUAAAGACGGGCCGUCGGUGCCCGAACAGACCGCAGGAUGGACGAGGCGAACAAACUCCAGUUCCCGUCUCUGCCCGCGACCAAAGAGGACCUUUUGGACUGGGCUUAUCCAAUGAGAAGAGAAAUGCAGGAGAUCGUACCAGGACUCUUUUUAGGUCCCUACUCUGCUGCAAUGAAAAGCAAGCUGCCAAUUCUUGAGAGACAGGGCAUAACGCACGUUGUGUGUGUUCGCCAAGACAUUGAAGCCAAUUUUAUCAAACCUAAUUUCCCUCAUUCAUUUAGAUACCUUGUGUUAGAUAUUGCGGACAAUCCAGUGGAAAAUAUAAUACGAUGUUUCCCUUCAGUGAGUUACAAAACUAAAGAAUUUAUUGACGGCUGCUUAGCAACAGGAGGAAAGGUACUGCUUCAUGGUAAUGCAGGGAUAUCAAGAAGUGCUGCCUUAGUGAUUGCAUACCUUAUGGAAACAUUUGGGAUGAAAUACAGGGAUGCAUUCAGCCACGUCCAGGAGAGAAGGUUCUGCAUCAACCCCAACGUGGGCUUUGUGCAUCAGCUCCAGGAAUAUGAAGCGAUCUACUUAGCCAAGUUGACCAUUAAGAUGAUGUCCCCGAUGCAGCUGGGCCGGUCCUUCUCCUUACAAGCUGGGAUGACAGGAAGCCGUAAGCGCAGCCUGGAGGAAGAUGAGGACUUUGGGUCGAUGCAUGUCACAGCAGCGCACAACGGAUGAGCUUUACUGAUAUUUAGCCGCGUGGCGCAGUGCACUCCAUUUUUUUCCACAUUUUAAAUGGGAUUAAAAAUGUUGUAAAUAUUUGAACUUUUUCUAAGGGGAAGGGACCGGGGUGGGGGGGGCGCUCGUGUCUGAGACAUGCAGCACUGUCGGGGAACGGGACGAUUUGAUAACUCCUUUUUUUUCUCAAGCUGAAUGCACUGAUGGGAGAUUUUUUGCAGUUUUAUAGUAUUUAAAGCAUUUUGCAUUUGCAGCGGGACAGUAUUGCAAUAAUGCACUUUCGAUACUUGAAUUUGUGUAGAAGACGAGAAGGGGGCGGCUGGCAAAAUGGAAAGUAGCUAGGACGCCGCCCGGUGGAGGACACGAAGAGAGGAAAAGCUAAUGCCUUUAUUUUGGGAGUAAUAGGAUUAAGGACUAAUAUCAGGCUUAAUGUGGUAUAGUAAUGAAUGGAAAAAUAACAACUCACUGCUUAAUAAAAAGAGUCUGACUGAG